Molecule: messenger RNA, 789 nt
Organism: Prunus armeniaca (apricot)
Lineage: Eukaryota; Viridiplantae; Streptophyta; Magnoliopsida; Rosales; Rosaceae
Source: the annotation of a GenBank genome assembly
AUGAUUGGUCAUACUUCUUCUGGCUCUCUCAAUACAAGCACUGGUAUUCUUUGCACUCCCUCGACUGUUCCUGUAUCUCAUUCUGGUUUUCAUGCCAAUGCUCGGCCCUCUGGUUUUAUGUCUACUUCUUUCGGUAAAGGACGGUUUUCUGGUAAUCGAUCUUUUCCUCCUUGUGGAGUUUUCAAGGCUACAGACCGUCUUAGGGUGGUUUCCCAAAGACUGCACUCAACCUCAUUGUCUGUUAUUGAGUGUCAAAUAUGUGGGAAAUGUGGUCAUGGUGCUUUGGAUUGCUUUCAUCGCUCAAACUACGUGUAUCAAGGUUCCUCUCCUCUUGAGUCUCUCAUUGCAAUGAUAGCUCAGACCUCAUUUUCUUCUGAGACAUUCUGGAUAGCGAAUAGUGGUGCCAGUCAUCACAUGGUGCCCACUGUGGAUCAAUUGGAUUCUGUAACUUCAUAUACUUCUGUAGAUCAAGUUACUAUUGGCAAUGGGGCAGGUUUGCAGAUUGCUCACAUUAGCCAUACCAAUCUUUCUAGUGGCACUUCUAAACUAAAUUUACAUAAUGUUUUCCAUGUUCCCCAGCUUACUACUAAGCUUCUGGGCAGGAGCAAUAAAGGCAUAUAUCCUAUACCUGGUGCCGUUCCUCCAGUCAAUUCUUCUACUCUAGUUAAUGGUUCCUUUUCUCUAGCUAUUGCGUAUGUGGGCCAGCAAAUCAAAUCAUUUGUGUGGCAUAGUAGGUUAGGGCUUCUUACUAAUGAGUGUCUUCAAACUGAUGGGGAUGAGAGCUUAUGA